GACAUCUGCAAAUUGGCUGCAAAAAUUGUCAAAUCUGUGCGUGCUCAAAAUAUUUUUCACGGAGUAUUGUUUUGCUAGUAUAUUUUAUAUUUUGCUCUAUCGUUGAAAUUAAUAAAACAAAAUAUCAGAGUUCUUUUAUCUAUUCAAAAUAAUAAACAUCUUAACGUACUUAGAUUAUUAAUUGGUUGAUUAUUUGCUUGUAUUAAAAUGGACAUUUUAAAAGCAGAAAUAGCUAAAAAACGAAAGCUUCUUGAAGAGAAAAAUAUCCUGAGUUCUUCAAAGAAGUAUUUUAAGAGAGGUGAACUGCUAGCAAAGGAAAAAGAGGAAUACUAUCAAAAAUAUGGACCACAAAAACAACUAGACAAAUUGGCUGAAGACAAUAAUCAAAUAGAAGACAUAGAAAAAGCUAAAAAGCAAGAGACUGAAAAUGAACAAACUGAAAGUGUGGCCUUGCCAAGAGCUGAAGUUAUCAAAAGGUUGAGAGAAAGGGCACAUCCCAUUAUAUUGUUUGGUGAAAGUGAAUUACAGGCUUUUAAAAGGUUACGAAGGAUAGAAAUACAGGAACCAGAAGCAAAUAGAGGUUUAAGAAAUGACUUUCAAGAAGCUAUGGAUAAAGUGGAUCAGGCUUAUCUCAAUGAAAUAUUGGCACUGGGAACACAGAAUGAAAGUGAAAAACCACAAAAUGAAGAUGAUUUAGAAGAUUCAGUCACAUACGAGUUCAUACAAGAAAUGGCAAAAACAAUGGGCCAAGGAGACAGAAAUCAUGACAUGAAUGUUAUAAUGAUCUUGCUACAGUUCCUUCUGAAACUGUGGGGUCAACAGUUAAACUCGGGUACAGCGGCCGAAAAAACAGCAAUCAAACACAAGAUGACGCGGGCGACAUACACACAAACACAAGUAUACCUCAAGCCCUUAAUGAGGAAGCUCAAGAAGAAAACUCUCCCGGAGGACAUUUGCGACAGCCUCAUGGAAAUCACUAAGCAUUUAUUGGAAAGGAAUUAUAUAAUGGCAAGCGAUGCAUAUCUGCAGAUGGCGAUUGGCAAUGCCCCAUGGCCCAUUGGUGUGACCAUGGUGGGCAUCCACGCGCGUACCGGACGAGAGAAGAUCUUCUCCAAAAACGUCGCGCACGUCAUGAACGACGAGACCCAGAGGAAAUACAUACAGGCUCUGAAGAGACUAAUGACUAAAUGCCAAGAGUAUUUCCCUACCGAUCCAUCUAGAUGUGUGGAGUAUAGUACAGCUAGAUGAAUUAAAGCAACAGUGGAUCUAUAUUUAUUAUAAACAAUGAUACUAGAAUAUGUUACAAAGUUUCAUUUACAAGAUUGUUUGAAUAUUUUAUCGGAACAUGAUGUUCUGGGAUACUACAGCAUCAAAAUUGAUUUUCUGAAACUAUUUGAAGCAUACCCAGAUGUUGGUGACAAAGUUUUAUGCAGUCCUGUUUCCACUCUAAAAUCAUGUAAUGAGGAAAUUAUAAAAGCUCAACAGAAUAUUCUAGAGAAAGAUGAAUAUAAGCCAAUGAUAGAUAAACUAAGCUUUAAAUACUUGAAAAGGAAUGUACAUGCUAGAUUCUUUGGUCUUCCUGUUUGCCCGGAGUUGCAUAGGACUGUAUUCCCCAAAAAUAUUGAUCUCGGAUGCUUUUUAAAAGUUACAGGUACCAUUGUACGAGUAACGCAGGCAAAGAUGUUAGAGUAUCAAAGGAAAUACAUAUGCAUGAAGUGCAAAUUUGAGAACACUAUAGAAGCAGAUUUUGAGAACCGAUACAUUUUAAAGGCACCAACAAAAUGUUGGAACUCCAAUAUAAGGUGCAAGUGUUCUACAUUUACACAGAUAAACCUGGUGUCAAGAGAACAUUGUAAGGAUUACCAAGAAAUCAAAAUACAAGAGCAAGUGAAUAAACUCAGUAUUGGCACAAUACCUGGCUCCAUGUGGGUGGUGCUGGAGGAUGAUCUGGUUGACACCUGUAAGCCUGGCGAUGAUGUUAUAAUAUGUGGAACAGUGAGACGUCGCUGGCGCCCUUCAGUCCAGGCCAAGAAGUCAGAAGUGGAAUUGGUAUUACAAGCUAACUAUAUAGAAGUGAUCAAUGCUCAGAGAUCCGAAGUGAUCGCCAUGGCUCCAGAUGUUAAGGAUUGCUUUGACGAUUUCUGGGCCAAGUAUCAACAGUGUCCGUUGAAAGGGAGAGAUCAGAUCUUAGCUUCUGUGUGUCCGCAGGUGUACGGGCUAUAUUUAGUGAAGCUAGCAGUGUUGCUCACAGUCAUAACGGGGUCCAACCACAUCGCGGAAAAGGAACAGAACACGACGAAUGACGACAAGCAUGUGCCACAUGUCAGGGGACAGUGCCAUCUAUUGCUAGUCGGUGACCCAGGUACCGGCAAGUCGCAGCUGCUAAAGGCGAGCGCAGAGCUGACGCCGCGCUCGGUGUUCACUUCCGGCGCCGGCAGCACGAGGGCCGGCCUCACGUGCGCAGCUCUUAGAGAAGAUGGCGAAUGGCAGCUAGAAGCGGGCGCCCUGGUGUUGUCUGACGGUGGAGUUUGCUGCAUCGACGAGAUAUCGCAUCUGAGGGACCACGACCGGACCGCUAUACACGAGGCUAUGGAGCAACAAACUAUAUCUGUUGCUAAGGCGGGAAUAGUAUGCAAGCUGAACUCUCGCUGCGCGGUGAUAGCGGCGUGCAAUCCCAAGGGCCAUUACCAGACAGACCAGCCUUUGAGCGUCAACGUCUCCUUGGGAACACCCUUGUUGAGUAGGUUUGAUUUAAUAUUCAUUUUGUUGGAUUCAAAAAACAAAUCAUGGGAUAAACUCGUGUCUUCCUACAUUUUGUUUGGCGACGACAAGAAUGUCGAGUUAAAAACGAAAUGGACCAUUGAAAAAUUGCAAAUGUACAUAGGUCUGAUCGGACCGACACACACACAGAUGACAAAAUCAGCCAACACUAUAUUGCAAUGUUACUACAUGACCCAGAGGAAGUCUGAAAACAGAGACCCUUCGAGAACUACCGUUAGAAUGCUUGACAGUUUGAUAAGAUUAUCACAAGCACAUUGUCGUCUAAUGUAUCGAACAACAAUAUUACCAAUCGAUGCCAUAUUCGCUAUAUCUCUAGUGGAUCUGUCAAUGCAGGAUUGUACUUUAGAAGAUACAGUAGAUGCUUUGCACUCAACAUUUCUAAAGUACCCAGACUUCGACUACCUCUGCACAGCAAAAAAGUUACUAACCAAACUAAAUCUGAUAGGUAUAUGGAAAGAAGAACUAUUUUACUAUGGAAAAUUACUGCAAAUAGACCACAGAACACUAGAAAAUGAUAUAGAAAGAGGAAAUUAUAAGCUAUUCACUAAAUACGAUGAUGUUUCUGAUGACAAUAUUCCUUUGACAGCAUCUCUUGUUACUAGUUCGUACUUUAAUAAUAACAAAAAUGGAGUUAAAUCGAAGGAGACAAAUAACAAAGUGCCAAUUGAUAUUCAAGAAGGAAAUGUGGAAGUAAUGAACGAAAAAUUAGCAGCUACUCUAAAGAAACAUGCAACUCUCAAUAAAAUUGUCAAAAACCCGCCGGCAGUCCAAAAGAAAAACUCGAAACGAAAAAGAAAAGAAGUAAUUAUAGACACCAGUGAGUUUGGAAAUAAAAAACAAAGAGUUAAGAGAAAAAAGCAAACCAAAGUGGAUAUAUCAUCUGAUAGCGAUGAAUGUGAUGUUAAUAAAAUGUUGAAUGCAGUACCAAGUGUUAAUGAUGUUUUUGCAGAUCUUGGAAUAGAUUUCAAAUUGUGUGACAAUGAAUCUCAGAAUAGUGAUAAAAACGUACCUACGAAGGCAGUUAUAGAACAUUCUCUACUAAAUAAAGAGAACCAAAUGGAAUCUGAUUCGAAUGAUACAAAAAUUGCUGAAGAUAAUCAAAGCAGUAAAAAGAUAUUAAAUACUUCUCUAAGCAGAUUAAAACAAUUUGAAUUUGCAGGAAAACGUGAUCUGAGUAAAUUUUAUGAUGAAAAUGUUGAAACUAAUAAAGACACAAUAAACUCAACAGUAGUUGCUUUAGAAAAUUCUGUAAAUAAAAGUAAUGUUAAUUCCUUUGAAAAUCCUAAAAAAUCAGUGACUAGUUCACAAUUAUCUAUGUUUGAAAGUUCAGACUGUGAUAUAGAUUUUGAUAUAUAAAAUCAUGUUGUUUUAAGUUUUGUAUUAUCAUGUUAAUAAGGUAUUGAUUAUAUAAGAAAAAGACAAGUAAAACUUUCUUUUAUGUUUAUAUUUAAUGCUUAAUCUACUUACUGUUAAAAAUAAAAAUUGUUAU
This is a messenger RNA of Maniola jurtina (meadow brown), 4270 nucleotides long. RefSeq names its product DNA helicase MCM9 (gene Prp18). Gene Ontology annotation, biological process: RNA splicing; double-strand break repair via homologous recombination. Gene Ontology annotation, molecular function: single-stranded DNA helicase activity; ATP hydrolysis activity; single-stranded DNA binding. Gene Ontology annotation, cellular component: MCM complex; nucleus; spliceosomal complex. The transcript has 19 exons. Lineage: Eukaryota; Metazoa; Arthropoda; Insecta; Lepidoptera; Nymphalidae. The record is from RefSeq and is a predicted model, not a curated record.